Aspergillus campestris IBT 28561 is the source of this 849-nucleotide messenger RNA. RefSeq lists its product as uncharacterized. Lineage: Eukaryota; Fungi; Ascomycota; Eurotiomycetes; Eurotiales; Aspergillaceae. Bases 1 to 840 code for a protein of 279 amino acids. The transcript has a single exon. The record is from RefSeq and is a predicted model, not a curated record.
AUGCUGGCUCCGGCAUUGAGCUUCGCCCUCCUCACCCUACAGAUUCUCCUGGCCACGACUGUCCUGGAAAAAACGAAAAGCCGAUCGCUCUACCGUUACACCGGCAUGCUCGUCAUUAUCCUAAUCACAUAUGCACAGCACAGUCUACAGAACUACCCCAGAAUCAACGCCACGUGGGGCGCCAGCUUAGGAGUCACCCAUUUCAUAUACGCCGUGCACUUGGCGAGCCUUCUCUUCCUCGAGAAGGCCACUCCGAAAAGCGCCCUGGGGCACAAGCCCACCGGUGCCAACAAGCAUUCACCCCCCCAGAAGGACCACUCGAUCGCGUUCCGGCUCUGUUCCAGCACCCGUGGCAUCGGGACCAACUGGCAAGUCAAGAACAUACCACCUGUACCCGGGGUACUGCACGCACGGGCACCCCAGCGCGCCACGAGGGGUUUUCUGCUUCGACAGUCUGCCAUCAUCUGCUGGAUCUACUGCUGGCUACGCGUUAUCCACCUUGUCUGGAACCAAUACAUCCAAGGAUUGAGUCAAACGCUGUUCCCGCUGGAGGAGGAGAGCGCCUUGUAUUCUCUUGUGUUGGAACGCGCCAUCGUGCGCAUGUUUUCUGGGUUCGUCGUUUUGAUGGGAGGUGUGAGAGCAAGUCUCGAGCUUGCGUAUCGGAUCGCCUCCGUUCUGUGCGUCGGCCUAGGUGUUUCUGGUGCUCAGGAGUGGCCUCCGAUGUUUGGUAGCACCUGGGAGGCAUACACGCUACGGAAGUUCUGGGGGUGGGUAUACCUUCUCGUCUGCCCUAUCCGUAUCGGUAGACUGCAGUCAGACGUAGACAUAUAUCGGGCCUGAUUGACUGAC